AUGGCCGUCCCUUCCCUCAUUUCAGAUCCGGCUGCGUUUUACAACGCGAGAAACCGCUUUCCUGUCACCAGUGAAAGCACUUUUGAUUGCUCGUCCCAGCAGGAUCUCACUUGUGAUGCAGGAUUUUGGAAAUAUGAGACUGUUCACCAGAAACUGACCAAUGUUACCCAAUCACUUGGCAGUUUCCCGGUCCAACGAGCUUGUGCGGCGAUGCAUCUGGCUGCUGGCAUUAAGGAUGAGGCUAAGAGACGGUCUUCUUCCCAUGAACAUGAGCAAUUCUUUGUUGCCACGAAACAGUCAAGAUUAAAUGGUCGAAGUACCCAUUCCGCACAGAUCGACCCGGCGAGUGUCCGCCACAGUCCGUCCACAACACCACAGGAUGAUCGCCGAGAAGUAAAUAGUACCGACGCCCAACAAGAGCAAGGCUACCCUGAUCCCAGCGACAAAUAUGCCCGGCGUCAGAGGAACAAGACCAAGAGCAACAGAUAUGAAUUGAAAGAGUCAAAGUCCAAAUCGCACGAGAAGAUAUCCAGUAAGAGGACUCGCCGCCAAAAACCAUCAGCCACAUUGAAGGAGGAUUUUCAUGCACCUAAUGUCCACGUAAAGAGACUUACCCUCAAGCCAAGCCUUGGGGCUGGCAUAUUUGGAAAAGGGAAAGCGUCUCUACCAACUCAAAUGCAAGGGCUACCAGAUCUCACCUUCUCUGAGAUGAGGUUUCUCAGCAGGCAAGACGACCACAAUGUCAAGCGUCAGAUACUGCAUUCUGACAAUAACGCACUGAAACGUGCGAAGUCAACACCAAACGAAGAGAUUUCGCGUUUCUUCUCUCAUACAGAGGAGAAUGAGGCAAGGUUCAAUUCCAAGGAUUUACAGCUUGACAAAUGCGCGACUGGUUCUCUACCGAGAGACCUCUCGACCAAAGCAGUGACCCCUGCUCUCGCUACUACCGCCGACGCGAUGAGCUGGUCAAUUUCGUCUCCGCGCCACAGUCACUCCCUGAGGGAAGAGCGACGACAAUCAACUUCCAUCCCAGCGUCGUCUCUGCACUUGAAUCAGUGCUACAGGCGUGUCAGUCAUGGCAGCGCACCUAGAACUCCCGAAGUUCACCCAAUGAGUUCGGCCAGCAAUUGCAUCCUCAGACAACAUACUGACCAUGUUCUUAUGUCGGAUGUCAGAAAUCCAUCGCAGCCGAACCUGCAAUAUCUGUCCCUCGAUGACUUGAAACGGCUGGCGAUGAGACCGACCAGACAGGAGACUACGACUGCAGGAUUAAGAUUGGACAGUGAUUACAUGUACCAUCAUGAGCUGAGCGAAAACGGGGUCGAUCUAUAUCGUCGAGUAUCGGAAGGUGAUGAAUUCUAUCCCGUGGGUAGCGUGGGGCGGGGCGGGGCGAAUAAUGAUGCCUCUCAGGCAUUUCCCCCUCGUUCAGCCUCGUUAAUGAAAGAUCAAUCUGAUCCAUUUCGACACCCACUGCCGGCUAGUCACGGAACUCACCUCGAAUUUCCUGCGUCAAGGCCCCAUCAUCCUGAGACCACAAUGACCGAUGCAAGAAUAUCUGCAUCACGGUUGAUGGUACAGAUGGAUGCACAUUCACCAACAUUGCAAUCCGCCGACAAAGCGUUACACUCUUCAGGACACGACAACUAUGUAGCGGAGGGCUAUGCUGAUGGUUUUCAUGAUGAGCCAACCUGUCCAUCUAGUCUUGAACAAGACCUGGAGGCCUUGGAUCAGUUUGAUAUCGAGCUAUUAGGAUUUGGUUGUUACGGAGGUGUAGUCUCAAACGGCAUGAUCAACGAUAGAGAACUGACUGUCAGGGACGCCAACCCGGUGGAAGAUGCUCUCUUCAAUGCUUCCGCCUCAGGAGAUGUGGGAGAUGCAAAUGUGGAGAACGCGUACAACAAUGUUGGUGGUACAGCGAUUCAGAGUCGGUAUCUCGAGAGAACUCCGUCGAGGCGUCCUCUGGAUGACUUGCCAGAGUCAAAUCCGUUGUGUAAUACGUUUGGUUUAAUCUCUCGUACUCUGAGAGAGCCCAGCGAGCAGGUCUUCACAGGCAAUAUGACUCGAUGCUUCGAGUUGAGUAAUCGAAUGAACAAAGCAGCCAUCAUGCGGAAUCGGAACGCGAUCCCAUAUUGGAGACAAGGUUACAACCACAAGUAUAUGCAAGAUCAAGCCCUGGAGGCCUCUGAGCAGAAACACUCUGGAGUGGCAUAUCUCUCGUCACGAGACAAAGAGCCUCAGCAACGAGAACGCCACCGUCGUCAAACGGAGCAUACGUCGCAUCAUCAAUCACGCGCCGGGAACCCGAGCAGUGCGACGCACAGCUUUCCCACCCAUGUCUCCGGUGGGGGAGGCUAUACAGGUGCCAGCAACGGUGGGCCUUCACCCAAGCGGACUCCAUCACCUCUGCCCGAUAAAAUCCAGCGCGAAAUCAGCCGCCAUCAAUACGCACAGGACAACAUUCUACAGUCGUACGAGCUGUACAUUCCGGAGCAAGACGCCUCUCAUGCUCAUGCAUCGCAAGCGCAGGACAAGAAAUUCUGGAUCAUCUUCAUCCACGGAGGGUAUUUCCGCGACGACAGCGUCACGGCCGCGAGCUUCCACCCUGCACUGUCGAUCCUGACCAAGGCGCCGAAGCUGCAUCUCCAGCACCUGAUCAAACCGAGCGAGGACCAGGAGAACAUCAUCCCCUACGUCGGCGGGUACGCGAGCAUCAACUACCGGCUCAGUCCGCGCCUGACCAAGUCGCCCCAAGACCCGGACACCACGCCGGCGUAUGAGCUCCGCGACGCGGCCUGGCCGGACCACAUCCACGACGUGCUCACGGCCAUCGCCCACCUGCAGCGCAAGCAUGGCUUCGGCCAGAGAUACCUCUUGGUCGGGCACAGCGUCGGCGCCACGAUGGCGCUGCUCAGCACCCUGGCGUCCGGCAAGACACUCACGAACACUGCAGGUGCGAAGCCGCCGCGGAUGCUCCCGACCAUCGUACCCCCCAUGGCCGCCCUCGGCGUCUCCGGCAUCUACGACUUCGGCCUCCUGCACGACUCCUUCCCGGAGUACGCCGACCUGACCCACAACGCCAUCCGCGAUCCACGCGACGUCGCCCUCGCGAGCCCUGCACGCUACUCCCCCGCCGAGUACCGCGACACAUGGGCGCAGCGGGACACGCAGAAGCGCGUCCUGAUCCUAGCGCACUCGCGCGACGACGACCUGGUCGACUGGAAGCAGGUCGAAGCCAUGGCCGCGGUUUUUGCGUCCGAGUCCGACUCACCGUCAAAGUCCAAGUCCCAGUCCCCCAGGCCAGGAGGUCGAGUUGCUGCACCCGGUGCUGACAGUUUUGCCGUGCAGGUGGUGGAGAUGAAAGGCAAGCAUGACGAGAUCUGGGGCCUGGGGACCGAGUUGGCCAGAGUCAUUCGCAUGGGGAUCGGUGCUUUGAGGCGGCUUGACCGUCUUUGA
This is a messenger RNA of Exophiala bonariae, 3453 nucleotides long. RefSeq lists its product as uncharacterized. The transcript has 6 exons. Bases 1 to 3453 code for a protein of 1150 amino acids. The record is from RefSeq and is a predicted model, not a curated record. NCBI's taxonomy places the organism in Eukaryota, Fungi, Ascomycota, Eurotiomycetes, Chaetothyriales, Herpotrichiellaceae.